This is a messenger RNA of Serinus canaria (Common canary), 11186 nucleotides long. RefSeq names its product CWF19 like cell cycle control factor 2 (gene CWF19L2). The coding region runs from base 24 to 2747 and encodes 907 amino acids. Gene Ontology annotation, biological process: mRNA splicing, via spliceosome. Gene Ontology annotation, cellular component: post-mRNA release spliceosomal complex. NCBI's taxonomy places the organism in Eukaryota, Metazoa, Chordata, Aves, Passeriformes, Fringillidae. The record is from RefSeq and is a predicted model, not a curated record. The transcript is spliced from 18 exons.
GCGGCUUCCGCCGGGCUGUGCGGAUGGCGUCCGGGCCGGCGGGCGAGCGGAGCCGGGAGCAGCGGGAGCGGGAGGCGCUGCUGGCACAGGCCAAAAUUAGUAGUGAAAAGAAGGAGAGCUGCAAGCUGUUAAAGGAUCUGCGAGGUGAAGAUACAUGGAUGCCUGCUGAUGUGAAGGAACGUGUGGAACCACUGGAAAAGGAACAUUCUGUGCAUAAAAAGAAGAAAAAGGAUAAACAUUCCAAAAAAGCUAAGAAGGAAAAGAAGAAAAGUAAGAAACAGAAAUCUGAAAAGAAGGAUGACAUACUUGAUAGUUCUUCCGAUUCUUCAGUUGAAUGGGUUGAGUCAAAUGUGUCACAGUCAGAUAACACAGAAGAGGCUUGGAAGGUCAACAAGCAACCAGAUGCUGCGAAAGAACCUUCCCUGCAGAGAGAAGAAUGGAUGAAUUUAAACUUCAUGUCAUUGAAAACAACGUCAGUAGCAGCUGUCAAAGGUGAAAGACACAAAGAAAAAGUAUUGGAACGGCAGAAAGCUCAAGAACUUGAGCAGGCCAUGCUGUCUGAAAGAGAACUCAAUCCCUAUUGGAAAGAUGGUGGUACAGGUUUGCCACCAGAGACGGAUGAAGAGGCUUCAGUUAAGAAAGUUACAGUCGUAGAAGAUGCUGGAUUAAGUUGGCUGCGAAAAUCAUACCAAAGGAUGAAGGAGCAGGCUGAGAGAGAGAAGCGAAAUUUUGAUGAAAUUGUAGCUGAGAGAUAUGGGUCAGUGGAGGUAUUUCAGUCACGGUUAGAAGAAGCUGAAAAAGCUGCAUCCAAAAAGGAAAAUUAUCAUAGAAGUGGAAGAUGGAAGAAGACUGACUAUUCAGAAAGUGAGAAAGAGAUGAAAGACAAGAAAGAACAGCAUAUUGAAAAGGUGACACGUGAUGAAGAUGAUAGAGACAGACACACAUUUGGGGGCUAUUCCAGGGAGAAGUAUGGCAAGGGGUGGGCGCAGGAAGACAGGGGUUACAGAAGAGAUGUGUCAAGAGCAGACCAGGAAUGUGGACACAGCAGCAUGGACUCAGUACCAAGGGGCUGCAGCUCCAAAGCAGAAAAAUACUGCAGUGAAAAACGAAAUCAGGAAAAGAGUUCAUCUCUAAGCAAUUUGAAACACAAAUUUUUGAAACCUUCUGAUGAUGAUUUAACGUCUUACAGUGCAUCCAGAGAUUCCAAGUUAAAGCAGUUCCCUUCGAAGGAGUACUCAGCUCAUAGCUCUUUGAGCAGCCGUUUCCAGAAACCCGGUGAGGAUACUGCACUGUGGACCAAAACACACACAGAAGAUAGCAAUGAGAAAUUAAAGUCUGAUCAAAAACCAUCAGGUACUGGGGAACAAAUUGAUGACAAGAGUUGGAAAAGAACUCCAAGUGAUGAAAAAGAGAAGUCGCGACAGGAACAUACAAGUGAUACCCCUGAGAAGAAACAGAUUUUAUCUGACAGUAAAACAUCAUCCUCUAGAUCAUCAAAGGAUGAGCCACCUCAGGUCCUUAGUGAAGAGGAGAUGAACAGAUUGGGAGCAAGGAUUGUGAAAGCAGAACUCAUGGGAGACACGGAUUUAGCUUCAGAACUUCAAGCCAAACUUGACAGUGCUCGCAAGUUGAGAGAGACUCAGGGACAGAUUCCAGCAAAGGCUGGCAGAGAGGCUUCAAGCCGUCAAGAAGAUGAACAAGUGGUCCUUGUGAGAACAGAUGGAAGUGGAAGGGCAUGGCCUGUGAUGGGACCAACAGAGCCACUGGAGCCAAAAGGAGGACGAAGAAAGCAGCAGAUGAUGCCUACUCAUGUAAAUAAAGAGCGAGUAAGGUAUUUUCAGGAUGAUGAUAGUAUGAACCUGAAGGAUUUGGUCAAAAAUGAGAAGAUGAGAACAGCAGAGGAUCAAAAUUCACUGUUCAUGCGUAUGGCAUCAAAGCUCAUGGAAAAAACAGACAGAGAGUACUACACUCUGGAUGACAUGUUUGUUUCCAAAGCAGCCAAGAGAGCACGCAGUGGGGAAGAGGAGGAAGUACAAAGAAGAAAAGCAAUCCGUGAGCACCAGCAACUCGCUGCAUGCAUGGAAAAGUGCCCCUACUGCUUUGAUAGCAGUGAACUUUCUAAACAUCUUAUUAUUGCAAUUGGCACCAAGGUGUACUUGUCUCUACCAAGCAGCCAGUCCCUUACUGAAGGUCACUGCCUGAUAGCCCCUCUACAGCACCAUACUGCAGCCACUCUUUUGGAUGAAGACAUCUGGGAAGAAAUCCAGAUGUUCCGAAAUGCAUUGGUGAAAAUGUUUGAAGCUAAAGACUUGGACUGUGUGUUCCUAGAAACAAACAUGAGUAUGAAGAAGAGGUAUCAUAUGGUAUAUGAAUGCAUUCCUCUUCCAAAAGAAGUAGGAGAUAUGGCUCCAAUCUACUUUAAGAAAGCUAUAAUGGAGUCUGAUGAAGAGUGGUCCAUGAACAAGAAGUUAAUUGAUCUUUCUUCAAAAGACAUUCGGAAAUCUGUUCCUAAAGGGUUGCCGUACUUUUCUGUGGACUUUGGCCUUCAGGGAGGAUUUGCUCAUGUGAUUGAAGAUCAACACAAUUUCCCUCAUUACUUUGGAAAGGAAAUUAUUGGUGGUAUGCUGGACUUGGAACCACGGCUCUGGAGAAAAGGAAUCAGGCAGAACUUUGAGGAGCAGCGGAAAAAGGUGUUGCAGUUUGCACAGUGGUGGAAACCGUAUGACUUCACCAAAAAGAAAGAAUGAGAACAACCUGGAGUCAAGGACUAUAUAAGCCAUGAAUUACACUAAAGGAUACUUCAAAUGUUAGGAGUAACACCAAUGUGUUAUGUGUGGCUAAUAUAUUUUAAAAUAUAGGAUAUUGGUUAAUUGCUGAUGAUCUGUUUCUGUUUUGGACACUGGAUCACCUGCAAGCCUGAAAAAUCAGAUUUGUACAGUGAGUUUACUUUUUCCUUUUUCAGCUGAGUCAAAAGGAUAAUAUCCAUGUGGCCAUUUGAGUUCUUAAAAAUGUAACUUUUGCUUUUGGAGUUUUUAUAAUCUUUGAGACAACUAAUAUUUUUUAUAUUGUAUUAAGCCAGUGCUUAAUUAUCAUGGUGAACUUUUGUCAAAAAUGGUGUACAUUUUAAGAACAUUUUGAUUAAUACAAAUACAUUGCUACAGAAGGAAAUUGUACAGAAAAUAGUCUUCUGAUUUUGUGUCUUUGUGGUCUUUAAAUUAAGGUCAUUGCAGUAACACAAACAUUCACAAAGAAUGUGAUUGAUAAACCUGCUGUUGCCCCCCUGCACAAGAAUGAAUGCAAUUGUUUUGUACUUUCUUUCAACAUAAAGUAGUGUUUUUCAGGCACAAAGGAUAAUGAGACAGUCCAUAGCUGAUGGGAAAUGACAGCUUUAAUAGUUACUUUUGGUAACAGUGAAAGAAGAAUCUCAAGGGAAAAUGCUCUCUGAUGGCAAGCAAAGAAGAAAAUCAUCAAAGGGAUCUCCCAGGUGACUCUUCUCCCCUGGGUGUCCCCUCUCGUGCCACAGGUGGUUUUUGGUAAUACUUUGCCCCAAUAGUUUUCAUCAAGACCAGCUCAAAAUCCCUGCUUGUUUUUCCUGCUUGUGAGGCUGUUAGAGCUGGUUGAAGCACGCUCUGACCAGAGGCAAGAGUUGCAUGUAAUUGAUUGUUAAGCAUGGAUGUCACUAGGAACUGCCUGCAUGCUGUUUCAAGGACCACUUUCCAACAUUUAUUUGCUAGAUUUUUUUCUUUUGUGUAAAAGAUGUGAAAUGAAGGUAGGGAAGCAUGAGGUGGGGAAAAGAUGAUUCUUGCUUCAGUGUCCACCACUUCUGCAGAAAGCCUGACAUAGUAGGCUUGGACUUUGCAGGUAGUGAGCUGGGAGAGCAAGGAGAACAGGAGACCAGAACAGAAGGACAUGGAUAGAAGCAUUACAGCAGCACAAGGGAAGGGAUGCAGACUUGUGAACAGAAGGCUGCAGUGCUUCAGGGAAAGGCUGCAAAUGGUGGAAGGUGGAAGGCCCUUGCAUAGGAUAGGUUAAGGCUUUGUCUAAGUGUCUCAAUGUACUUCUGGUUAUUUUCCUUCUGAACUAUUGCUCUAUACAGCUCUGUUAACUACUGUGAACUGCUCAGAUUAAGGAAUGGAUACUAAACAUUUCAGGGUUGUUUAGGUGUUUAUUUAUAGUCCCUUGGUGGUCUUUUACAGCUUUGCUGAAGAUCUGGUGUUUUCCCUGUUCCUGCCCCACUGCCACAUUUUGGCAAAUAAGUCUGGUAGAGAUAGGAAUCUGCUGUGUUGUGAAUUAUUUUCUGUAGGAAAAUAAUUCACAACAUUUUAUUUGGUGCCACUGCAAGAGAAGUCACUUAAAAGUAAGCUUUGAUGAUGAUUGUAGUCAUCUAAUAUCUGAUUUACACUGUGUUCACCAGCAAGCUGUGGAUAAAGGGACAGUUCUCCUGUUCUCCUUAGGCUAUUGUGAAGAUUGCUUAGCACAUAGGAUGUGAAAUGGUAACUGCUAGUAGUUGCUUAGAAUGUAGCAAUGCUGAACCAAAUUUAGCUAAAGCACAGUCUUUGGUGGUGUAAAGCAUGACUAAAAAUUGCUUUCUCUGAAAGCAUAUGUAGCCUCCAGUCUCAUCGGCCUCCUGGGGUGAUAGCUGGAAGCAGCAGAGGUGGCUUUCUUUUAAGGCUGUAGAAAAGUCUUUAUCCAAUGCUGUGCCAGAAAUGGAGUUCUUCCGACAUCACUUCUCUCAGAAUUUGUGUUCCUCAAGGGAAGUGCUAUGUUUCACAAAGAAUAUGCAACUUGUGGGUAGAAAAGUUCUCUGACUCAUGGUCCAUGCAUAUUUUAUUAUUCUGCUUUCAGCAAAACUACAAAACUACUGGUAUUGUUUGGAAAGGACUCUGAAAUAUGGGGUAAGAGUUACUCAAGCUAGUGAUACAGGAAAAUGUUCCUUACCCUUUUAGAAGUUUUCAAAAUGGGAGACUGUGUUUACUACAUACACUGAGAAGGGUAUCUUGUCAGAAUUGGUCAGAGACCAGAAAAGCAUCUGGUCAGGUUAAGCUGUUCCUCCUCAUAAGUAACUCUAAAUAUUCAUGAGAAUGUGACAGUAAACACAACUUGUUAGGGCACUUUUAGAAGGCAUGGUGUGCUUGGACUUCAGUCCUUACUCUUAUCAAUACCAAAAAAAUUUUAAAUAGACCUCUUUCAUGUAGAAGAAUACCCAAUAACUAAGUUCUUUAGCAGUAAGAUAGAAAAUAUUAAUUCAGGUGUUUAUAGGGAAAUCAAGCUGGGACAGACUUGGAAAAUUCAUCUUGUCUGGUCUCAAAACCAAACUGUAUCUAUCUCUCAUUCAACAUUGGCAAGUGACCAAGAGCUGUGUAUCAAUGGCCAGAAAUUGCAAACCAGAAAAUCUUGAUUAAAAACAUUAUCUCAAAGAUAGUGGCCCAAGAAGAAUACGUUAAACUUUAUUCAAAAUGUUAAUUGUGCUUGUGGGUUUUUGCUAAAUUUGUUUUUACUGCACGUAUGCUCUAGGGUACUUGCUUUACAAAAACUAAACAUUUAAAAUAAUGAAUUGAUGCAUUUUCAGUUCAAAUACAGACCUUAAAAGUCGGCUCCUCAGAGCAAUUUCAGGCUGCCUGCUGCCCUCAGACCACAUGUACAAAGGUACAAGCUUGAGCCCUGAGGAAUGAACCUUUUACAAGUACCCACACAGGAUGAGCUCAGACUCUGCUUUCUCUAACAUAACCAAUGUGCGAGAUAUGCCUCUGUGUACAGGGUUUGGGUCACACCCAGGAGCCAGGGAGGGUAAAGAUGCUUUGUACUCUAGUGUCUAGUCCUAGUUUACCCAGGAUAUUUAAGAUCCAGUUUACAAACAGCUAUACUUAAAGCAAGAGUAUAGCAGCCUGUGUUUCCAUGACUUUUAACCUGUAGUCAAUUAGAACAACAUACUUUAAUGAUAAAAUGACAAAUGCAGAAAACAGGAAAUGCUGAAGAAAUUUCAACCUAAGAAUUGUCAGGCCAUCCAGAAAAAUCUUUCUUCUUCCAUGAGAUUUCAAGAGAUUGGUGAACUGCCAUGAGAAUUACUAUAUAUUUUAACAUGUUUUCCUAUCAGAAGAGUAGCAGCACCUAUUUAUUACAUGAUCUUCUUGUAACACAGGGCAAAACAUGGAUAUAAUCCAAUACCUGUUAAAUCACAUCUGUAGAUUCACUUGAAGAAGAUCUUUCUCUUCCCUGGUCACACAAAAGAGUGCAGAGAAGCACAUUUAUACCAACAUAAGAAAUCAAGCUUCCAAUCCUUGCUGCAACUUCUGAUCCCCUCAUUCUUGCUACAGAUGUGUCUGCUGUGGGCACCUCAAGUACCAAAUGCAGUAGGAAGAGCUGCUUUAUUAGAGUUAGAAACUAGUAUCAUCUGUAAAAGGUGAGAUGGAAAGGAAUGAUUAUCCAGGAUUAUAUUCUGGUUUUCCAUAGGAAAAAAAUGGCCUGAAAUUCAGACAUUGCUGUUAUACCUUUCUCAUUCAUCUGCUUGGUCUGGUCCCUUCCCAGCCUCUUGCACAUUCAGAGCACUGAGGGGGCAGAGGGAGAAACAGGAGAGGCCUUGAUGUUGUGAAAACACUGCUCAGCAAUAUGUGAAACUUUAGUGUCCUAUCAGCAUUAUUUUGGUCACAGAUCUAAUUCACAGCACCGUGCAAGCUCUGCCCUCUGCUAUUGGCAGAUAGUGUCAGGGCCACUACUCAGCAGGAGUUUUGAGAGGCUUGGUUGAAAUUAUGUGCCAUGAGUUCUUGCUGUUAUUUACAGUCAGGUUGGUUGAAAGCAUAUACUUUUAAAAGCAUAUACUACUGGUCGUUCCUGAAAACUCUGAGGAAAAUAUUGUCUGUAAUGAAAACAGAUUCAGGGUUUUACAAGCCCUGAACAACUUGAUAGGCUUUAGAAGGCAGAGUGGAAAGAUAAUUUUGCUAUUAUCUCUUUUUACAAACAGCACAUGACUUCAUGAGAGGUUCCUGUUCACCAGCUCCCCACUUUUAUUGAAGUGUAGACUUCUGUGGAAAGCUUUUGAAUUAUUUUCUCUUUAAAGCAAAAAUACUAUGGCCAGUAUUGGAACAGAAACAGAUGAUAUGGAAUUCAUCUGACAUCAUUGUGAGUAGUUCUUGUCUCUGUAUAUACCUAUUUGCAAGACUGUGAGUAAAUAGCAUCUUAUACUUCCUAUCAAAUAAAAAAAAAACUUUAAAAAAACUUUGUUUUAAAAUGGGAAAAAAAAAAAAAGAAUAUCAUCCUCCAAGGAAAUCAUAAUCCGCAGAACUUUGAUCUUCAGAGCUCCUUAUAAGCAAGAACUUUGUGGUCUGAAGGUUUAGACAGACACAGCUCCCUCUGACAGCUGUGAAUCUAUUGUCUCUUUGGACCAAGUGAAUUUCCCCCAAGCCUUUGCACAUGCCCUGCCCCAGCCCAGCACCUGGGAUUUGGGUUGCUUAGGGCACCUAGAAAAUCCUCUCAGAUUCCAGCUCCUUUUGCAUCCGCUUUAGUUGGACACAUCAUCCUUGAAGUGCUCUUUGUCCAUGAACAGAGUUUCAAAUGAUUUAUGACUGCACAGUCUUUUAUUUUUAGCUUCUGUGCAAAUCUUCCAAAUCAAAUCUUGAUGGGAACUUCUGUCUGUGAUGAUUUUAUUGUCUUCAUUUCCACUAAUGAAAAACAAGUAGAGUCUUGCAGUUAAACUGUGUGGUUGUUUGCCUUACUGUAUUUUUUACACAAAUCAAACUGGAAUACAGGUAGAUGAGAGCAGUAAUAUAAUUCUGGCAUAUUAAAUAAUUAACUUUAAAAAGGUCAGUGAAUCUCUUCCUAACAAAACAGCACUGCUAGAAAGCUUUGAUUGUUUUUUAAUGUUGGGAAGUGGGGACAUGGAAGAGGAUUGUAAGGACUCACACGAGGUUGUGAGCUGGGUGAUGCAGUUGGCACAACAGAAGGAUGGGAUGCCUUCCUGUGGGGCUGGACAAGCUUGGGAAGUGGGCCCAUGAGAACCUCAUAAGGUUCAACAAGUCUAAGUGCUACUUCUGGCUCAGGGCAAUCCCAGACUUGAGAAGAGACUGGGAAAAGAAGUCACAGAGAGCAACCUGGCCAAGAAGGAUGUGGUGGUGCUGGUGGAUGAGAAACUGGAUGCAAUAUGUCAUUGUGUGCUCACAUCCCAGAAAGCCAGUUCUGUCCUGGGAUGUAUCAAAAGCAGUGUGGCCAGCAGGGCAAGGGAGGUGAUUCUACCCCUCUGCUCUGCUCUGGUUUUUAUCAUCAUGUGAUUCCUCAGUUUUUAUGUUACUGUGGUCUUUUGUGUGUCUGCAUUAUGUGGGCAAUAAAAUUGUGAGGUUUCAUUUUCUUAAAUUACUGUAUAUGCAUUACUUGGUUUAUGCAGAUAUCUUUGUGCAACUUCUGGUUGAUGUGUUUUCACUUCACAGAAGAUUUCUGGCUAUGCAGUUUUCAUUGCUUUUUUUUUUUUGAGUUUUGCUGUUUUGCUGGGUUUUGUUUUGCCCUGUAACACACUGACUGCAGUAUGUCUUUCAGGGUGCCAACCAGAGUGCUUCUCCUGUGUGGUAUUGUGCUUAGCUCCUGUGCAUAUCACUGGCUCUCAGUUAGGUAGACUGGUACUGCCUGAUCCUGGGGAGUCCUUGGAGACCUGUGCUGCUCCCUUUCCUAAUGGCUGGAGUCUUGGAGAGAGGGUUUGUUUAUUGGAGCUGGGCUGCAUGGUUAUUGAUUGCCUCCCCCUCAUGAAAGGGGUCUGUUGUGCAAGAGGAGAGGUCUUGGGGAAUAAUCUAAGAACUAUCACUCUCACCUUCUCAGGAACCGUGUUUCACAUCUGGAUCAGCUUAUUAAGGAUAUUUACUAAUGAAGCCCCAGUAAGGUGACACAGCAGCCAAUUAUUUUUUGCACUGAGUUUCCACUUGUUUAAUGACUGACAGCAGGACCUUUUAAAACUGCAGGCCUGACAACUUUGUAAUAAUCAGUUAUUUCAGUUUAGUCUUUAACAGCAUGUUUAAAUCCCAACCUGAAUCCCCAAAUAUAAUCACAUUACAGACCAAUUAUUCUGCUCGCUGAGUCACUUUGUCAGUUUGACAGCAUGCCUGGCAUAAAAUUUCGAAUCCUUUCAAUUCUUUGAUUAAAGAAAUGAAUUAAUUCAGAGUUUUAUUUUGUUUGGAGAUAUGGAAGUCUGACUCUCCCACUGAUUCAUAGUCACCAUUUGAAGCUGGAGAGUUCUCUUUUGUGGUAAAUAUAGCGAGUAGUCACAGUUCUGGGCAAAAUCUUUGGUUUUGCCAUGCUGUGGUGCAGAUCCCUAUUUGAAGGCCUACUCUCUGCUUUUUUGCUUGUAUUGGCCAGAGGUUGACAGUAUUUCUAGCAGCCAUGAAUGGCCAAUGAGACAGAUAAUUGUGAAGAUGGAGUGGAUCCGCACAAAGGAUUCCUUCCUGAUGGAUUAUCAUUUAAAACAAAUAUACAGAGAAUAUAAAGAUGUGUAGAGAGAGUUUGGAACUGGGAAAUAAUCCUUUUGAAUAAGCAGGUCCUCAGUUUGGAAGUUAGCAAAUAUUCAUAGUGUUUGACCUUCAGAAUAUUUGGUUGGCUUAGAAAAGUUGGGUAUCUGCAGCCUGCAGUGAGAGAACUGUUAACAAAAUCACACUAUCAUAGGUCUCUGAUAUAUCUUUCUGCUCAUUAUAAUGGGAAAGGACUAGUUUUAGUUUUGGCAUUUUGAAAUGUUUCUCAAAUACCACAAACACGUUAUGAUUUGGAAUUUACAAAUAUUGCACUGCUAUCUGCAUGCUGCAGACCAAAUCAGCUGCUGUGCUGGCUGUUGCCCAGUCACAUAAUUAGGCCAUGCAUGUCAUACAGCAUUAACAAAAACCCCACCCAGAGCAGAGGAAAGUUCAUGCUUUUCAUUGCAGUGCUGCUAAUCAGGAAUGACCUACAGAGAGAUCAGAGCUGGGGCAGGGUUCCACUUCACAGUGUGCAGUCCCUGCUGGGCAGAUGUGGGCAGCACAGGGCAAUGUUUGGUGAGAGGGAUGAUAAUCCACUCAAAAUUAGGAAAAGGAAAGAUAUUAGAGAGCCACCUAAGGGCAUAACAGGAAUGUGUAGGGAUACAAUCAGAAGGACUAAAAUGUGAUGUGGGUCCAGUGACUUUUAGGCUCAUGAAAGAUGAGGAGAGAGGUUUAACACCUACACUAAGAGGAAGGCAAUGACACCACGGCAUCAUUGCUGAGUUAAGAAGAUUCUCUGAUAACUGAUGGUGCCAAAGAGAUAUGAAGUAAUUUUGGCUUUUAACUUUAUAAAAAAGAAUAAUUUUGACCAGACUCUAAACACAAUUAAGUUUUCAAAGGGGAAAAUAGUUGUCAGCAGUAAGGAAAGAAGAGAUAGAACAAAAUACCCAGUAACUUGCAUGUGUGUCAGUGUCUAAAAAAUCAGCAAGAAACUAUGUGGAUGCUGUAGAAUGUUUGGGGAAAGGUGAUAAUGCUGUUAAUAAAUAUUUACAGAUACAUUCAAAUAUGGUAUGUGUAAAGUUGCCUAGACCUAUAUCCCAUAGCUUUGUUCCUGUUCUCAAGGACUUUUGAGGGGGGUGGGGGGAAGAAGCAAGCAAGCUUUCAAAGAGAAUGCAUUUUUUUUAAUGUUCUCUUCAUGAGAAUCUUCACACUUCCUUUAAAAGUUACCUUUCCAUCUAAGCAAAGCUUUCAGUAUUUCUACUUUGAGUUUUCUGUCAUUAUGCAGUCUAAAUAAAAUUCAUCUUUGAAAAAUUUCUUUCAGAUAGAGCUUUACUGCCAAGAAAGAGAGUAUAAUUUUCACUUUUCUCUUGGGAGUUUGUGCAGCAGAAAGGUUGUUUUGAAGUGCACAAAACCUGCUCUUUGUGCUGGGUAAUUUUGCACCCUCCAGUGGCCAUGAAGCUUCUUUUUUAGUCCUGAAUUCCCUGAAGUAGACAGAACACACUGCUGAAGGAAGCAAAAUGUUCAGAUUCUGAAAGCCAUCUGUGUGCUUUUUUCCUAUAAUCAAAUAAUCCACAGCUGUUUCCAAAAGAAUGUAUUUCAUUAACUCUGUGCUUUUAUGAAUAUUUUCUUCUUCUUUACACUGUACUCUACCACUGCUGGAGAAAAAAAUGUAAAUCCCACAUGUGACAUUCUGUUUAUGUUUAAUAACUGCUGUAGGCAGGCAGGAGUCCUGCAGCAUUUUCUUGUCACCUUUGGCAAGUUUUG